GCCGCAUUCUUCGUCGAGAAAGCCGCCGGCGUCGAUUCGAGCCCGGGAACCGGGGAAAAUGGUGGAGAGAACUGAGAGUGGGGAGCAGAGGCGUGUUAGGUUUCCCAAUGGGGCUGAUUUUGCUCAUGAAGAAGAGGGGACUAGUUGUAGCUGUGAUGAAGACGAGGACGAAGAAGAGUGUCAUGAUAAAAACAGGCCCUUUUUAUCAAAAGGGUGCGGUUUGAUCCCCAAGUUUUGUUUGUUGAAUCCUAUUCCAGGGAUGAAAGUUUCGGGCCAGAGGUUGCGUCCGGAUUCUGUGAGGAGGGUUCGUGGUGCAGGAGCUGAGGAAGAGGGUUUGUUUUGCGUGUGGAAUCCUCCUGGGUCGGGCCAGAGGUUGUCACAGAAUUCUGUUAGGAAGGUUGGUGGUGCGCAAGUUAAGAAAAUGGAGCACGGAUCUCUUGUGAAAGCUGAGGAAGAGUAUUCCUGGGAAGCAAUAUACAAGCACAAAUUGUUAAAUGGAAAUACUCCUGCUCAGGAGGAGGAUAUCAGUAAGCUAGCUGAAUCCAACCAUCAUACCUAUUUGAGUGAUUCAUUGACCACUGAUCAAUCAUCUCCACAGUAUUAUUCCAAUACCAGUGCUGUAACUCCUUAUCGAAAUGAACCAUCCCAAUCCCCAUUCCAUGAAGGGAAGGGUUUCCUUGGAAUCCCAAGGAGCCCAAGGAGAGACAAUAAGGGUUCUAGAACUGAUGAUUAUGACUCCUUUGAGAAAGACAGUGAGAACUGUUGGGUAAUGACUCCACACUAUACUGGCCAAAGUAGAUCAGGCUCCUCGAGUCCUGCAGUUGAGAGAACUCUUCGUGUUGAUACUGUACAUAGGCCAGAGACCUCAAUUUCAAAGUUGAGCUUGCAAGGUACCUCUUUGGAUGACAAGGACUUAAUCCGAUCAGCUGAUAACGAUUCUGCAAUCGGAGUACAAACUCCGGGAUUUGGUGAAAGUCUUGUUUUAGAAAGUCAUGAUGAGGAUGCCUUGCAAUCUAAAAUCACUGAGAUUAGACUAACAGUUUCUCCAGAAAAUUCUGUUUGUGGCGCAAAGGAAGAGAAUAGUGGCUUGAAACCUAGUGAUAAGGAUUAUAUCGGAAUACUUUUAAAAGAAAACAAUCAAGUGAAGAAUGAUGCUGAUUCUAUGUCGUCACUCCUUCCUCCGCCAUUGCCUAAUACACCUUCUGAGUCAUGGCUUAAGCGCGCUUUGCCUUCUGUAUCCUCCAUGAAACCAUCUGCAAAGUCUUUCUUAGAUAUUCAUGUUCAGGCAAGGAAACAAGUACGUAUUUCAUCCCUGACUGUUCCUAAGAAGGAUUUUCAUAUCAAACAUCCCAAAGUGCAGCGUGGCCAGAUACGGUUUGCAGAUAUGCUAGCGGAGCCAUUAUCCCCGCAAGCUGAGAUUUGAGAUGUCUGCAGGUUAUUUUCACUAAUUGAGCACGCUGACAUCCUCCCUUACACUUUUUUUUUAUCACUGUAAGUGUAAAUCUGUGAGAGUUAUGUUUACAAUAAAGUCAUUAUGGUUAUGAAUUCCAUGAUUCUGAGGUUAGGUAGCAAAAGUUUGUUCUUUGGUUUGUGUCCAUAGUCUCACUUCUUACUGCCUAAGCUGUUAUUUCUGCUUAUGUUGUAUGUAAGUUCGUCCAUAAUUGCACAUAAAACAAGUUCAAGUUGUCAAAUUUUUUA
This is a messenger RNA of Asparagus officinalis (garden asparagus), 1698 nucleotides long. RefSeq lists its product as uncharacterized. The coding region runs from base 59 to 1423 and encodes 454 amino acids. The transcript has 4 exons. NCBI's taxonomy places the organism in Eukaryota, Viridiplantae, Streptophyta, Magnoliopsida, Asparagales, Asparagaceae. The record is from RefSeq and is a predicted model, not a curated record.